Molecule: messenger RNA, 474 nt
Organism: Purpureocillium takamizusanense
Lineage: Eukaryota; Fungi; Ascomycota; Sordariomycetes; Hypocreales; Ophiocordycipitaceae
Exons: 1
Coding region: 1-474 (157 amino acids)
Source: RefSeq, a predicted model, not a curated record
AUGCAGAUCCUUUGCAAGCUCACCGCCGCGGCCCUGGUGCUUUUGUUCGCCGGGCCCUCGCUCGCGGCACCCGUCCCCGCAUCCGCUGUCGUCCCACGAUCCCCGAUCCCUGGCGCCGGCCGAAGCAGCAGCAGCAGGGGCAGCAGCACACGGAGUGGCGGCGGCAACAGUGGCAAGGACGGGCCACAGACCAUACGUUACGGACGCCCGGGCGGCGACCGCAGCAAGAGCCGCAAGUCAGCGUCGUCCAGGACGGCGAAGAAUGACCAGGGCUGGCCCGAGACGACUUCCGGGCCUUCGGGCUCGAGCGGGUAUGACCGUUGGGGCUUCCCCACGGAGCAGAUGAAGAAGGAAUGGUUAGAUGCCUUGGCUCGCAACUUUCCCCCCAGCAAGCCCGGCGACCCUAAGCUCCCUCCGGGGGCAUCCGCCGCCAGUCUGAGCCCCGGCGGGAAGCGAAUCUGGCCGCAAGGUUGA